Endocarpon pusillum Z07020 is the source of this 1197-nucleotide messenger RNA. RefSeq lists its product as uncharacterized. The record is from RefSeq and is a predicted model, not a curated record. The transcript has a single exon. Lineage: Eukaryota; Fungi; Ascomycota; Eurotiomycetes; Verrucariales; Verrucariaceae. Gene Ontology annotation, cellular component: nucleolus. The coding region runs from base 1 to 1197 and encodes 398 amino acids. Gene Ontology annotation, biological process: endonucleolytic cleavage of tricistronic rRNA transcript (SSU-rRNA, 5.8S rRNA, LSU-rRNA); ribosome biogenesis. Gene Ontology annotation, molecular function: RNA endonuclease activity.
AUGUCCGAAUCGCAACCACCCCUGCGCUUUACUGGCCACCACUCUCUUGCGCAUCGUUUAGUCUUAUCCACCCUCACAGGUAGGGCAGUUCACAUAUCACAGAUCCGUCCCUCGUUACCAUCGAAUCCUGGACUCGCUCCCCACGAGAUCUCUCUGCUUCGUCUGCUUGAAGCAGUGACGAAUGGAGCACAUAUUGAAAUAUCCUACACGGGGACCAUUCUACUCUACAAACCCGGGUUGAUUAGUGGUAAUGCGGCCGGAAAGAGUGCCAUUCGUCACGAAAUAGCAGCAACAUGCUUAAGAGGUGCCAGCUACUUCCUUGUACCGCUUGCUCUCCUCGCUCCAUUCUCCAAAGCACCUUUCAAUGUCCUCUUGACUGGGCCAGGAGUCAUUACUUCUAGCACACUCUCAGGCGAUAUUAGCGUUGAUACUGUCCGCACUGCCAUACUACCACUAUAUUCAAAGUUUGGGAUAGAUCGGAAUAUCGAGUUGAGAAUUCUGCAGAGAUCCAAUGCCGGCACGCGUGGAAGAGGAGGGGCUGGAGAAGUACAGAUAAUCUUUGGUCAUCAAAUCAGAUUGCCAAAGACAUUACACUUUAUGAACUGUGGCAGAAUUAAGAGAAUUCGGGGUGUUGCUUAUUCUACAGGAGUCUCAGGUUCAAAUAACGCAAGAAUGAUUGAUGCGGCAAGAGGGGUGUUGAAUCCAUUCGCAGCAGAUACAUACAUCUUUUCCGAUGUUUCGUCGGCGGCACUGAUUGCAGCCCCAGAGAAGAACAACCCUGGGGCAAAGAGAAAGGUGGGACUGGGUUUUGGUCUUUCGCUUGUCGCUGAAUCCUCAACUGGAACACUCUAUUCUGCUGAUGCAGCCUCUCCACCAGCUGGAGGUCAGCCUCCGGAAGAUAUUGGUCAGCAAUGUGCAUAUUAUUUGCUUGAAAGCAUAGCUCGUGGUGGAUGCGCAUCUCUUGAGGCUGCUCCGACGAUGCUCACUCUCAUGGCAAUGGGGUCUGAGGACAUUGGUCGCAUUCAGCUUGGGAAAGACGUCAUCGGGAAUGAGAAAAUCAUCCAACUUGCAAGAGAUCUCAACAAUUUUGGGGCAGCAGGUUGGGGCAUUCGUGAUGCUGAGGACCAAAGCAAAGACGAAGUAAUCGUGAGCAUUGUUGGCCGAGGAAUUGGGAAUGUUGCACGCAAAAUAGGCUGA